Molecule: messenger RNA, 1419 nt
Organism: Parastagonospora nodorum SN15
Lineage: Eukaryota; Fungi; Ascomycota; Dothideomycetes; Pleosporales; Phaeosphaeriaceae
Exons: 2
Coding region: 1-1419 (472 amino acids)
Molecular function (GO): protein binding
Source: RefSeq, a predicted model, not a curated record
AUGAGAGAUUACGACGCGUGCUUCACAGGCUUCCUAGAAGCGAAAAACAUAGAAUUCGCGAAGGAGGUCUUUCGCGACAUGGUCUCAAACGGUAUUCUUGCAAAGACGGGGUUUGCGAAAGAUGUGGAGGAAGUGCUGAUGCGACUUCACAUGUUGUACCGUCUAGCCACAGACUUGUCUAGCAUGACUAGCAUUGCUCUUCAUGCCAUCGAACUACUACCACAAUCUUACUACGGGCAGGUGUUUGGAGAUUGGAUGAAAUUCACCGUCGUCCAACAGGCUCCUGAGGCUGCUGCACAGAUCCUCGAUAUGAUGUAUCGACAAGGCUACCCUCCAGAGACGUUUCAUUUCAAUAUGCUUCUCAGAGCUUUCAUACGAACAAAGGAGUCUCCAAAUGUGCUCCAGGCUGAGAACAUUGGUUGGCGCAUGAUUGAUGAAGCCCGAAAGGCGCACCGGAAGAAUACCAGGCCAUUUUUAAGCCAAAAGGGUACCAGCCACGAAAAUGCUCCGACGCCCGAAGGUCUACAAGCUGCGCGAAAACUUCCGGUCGCCGAUGUCGACACCUUCGCACUCAUCAUGCACCAUCAUGGCAAAAGCCUGCAGUGGGAGCACGUCGAAUAUUUGUCGCGUCAGCUCAAAGAAACGUCGAUUGCUCCCAACGCGACCAUCAUGAACGUCCUUGUCGACAACAAAAUUCGACAAGGUGCAUACGCAGAAGCCUGGUCCAUCUACAGUCAGCUCACAAACCCAGCUAAAGGCGGAUCAAUCACGGGCGUUUUCCCCGACGGUGCAUCUAUUCGUUCUGUCUGGAAGAUGCUGCGACUUGCCCUCGGCGACCACGCUACAAGGCACGAGUCCGGGUUGCCAAGACCUCGAGAACUCCUGAAAGAGACGGUGGAAUGGUGGGCACUGGUUCGCGGCCGCUACGAUGCUGAGCGAUUCCGCAUGGGACUUGUGGGCGGGAAUUACACUGCGAUUUCCGCGCUCAUGUUGCAUUGCUUCUCAUAUACGCAAGACUUACCAGGUUCACUCGUCGCAUUGCACGUUCUGCGACACAAUUUCCAUAUCUUCCCUACGACCAAAGACGUCAACAUCUUGCAGCGUCAGAUGGCUUGGGUCGACUUAAGUCGCGAGUCAGCAUCCUCUCGGUCCCAGUACUUCCACAGCCGCAGUAAUCGGGUACGCACUGACAAGAUCGGCAAAAUCUACCUGAUGCUGUUGCAGCAGCGCGCGGAACGAAUGCAAUUGACUCGGGAUGGCGCGAAGGCUUUGACAGAAGAGCAGAAAGGUGACAUAAAUCUCAAUCUUCUGAGUGAGUUCACUCGAUCUGUAAUGAAGAGGGAGUACCCAGAAGAGCUUGUGGAGGUGAUGAUUGAUGCAGCGAGGCGCAAGCUUGUACAAAUCGAGGAAGUUUAUUGA